UACAGUAAGAUUCGAGACCAUUAAUGAAAAUAGUUCUUGUUAAUUCAAGUAACUCUGGUUUAACUCUCAGGUUAAAAAUAUACAGUGGCCUGUCAACAGUAAUCACGCUGCGUCUCUGCUUGUCUCCUUUUUUCACAGCCGGCUCCAGCGUCAUCUCUUGCGUCAGCUGUUUCUUCCUGUCUUUCGGCAACAGCGAGUCAGCCAUGAUCGCUCUGCUGUGCCUGUUUGGUGGGAUCAGCAUCGCCUCCUGGAACUCCCUGGACGUGCUGACCGUCGAGCUCUAUCCGUCUCACAAGAGAACCACGGCUUUUGGCUUCCUCAACGCUCUGUGUAAAUUAGCAGCCGUGCUUGGCAUCAGCAUCUUCACUUCAUUCGUUGGCAUAACCAAGGCCGUGCCCAUCCUGUUUGCCUCUGGCGCGCUGGCAGCAGGCAGUUUUCUCGCCCUCAAACUACCAGAGACGCGGGGUCAAGUGCUCCAAUAGUGUGGCGCCUGCAGCUCUGCAGAAGGCAGCAGAGCUUUAGCUACACUGCAGAGGAAACGGCUCAAAAGUUCAUCAAAUCGUGCCCUCUGACCCCACCCCACACUCACCUACAUCCACAGUAAAACAGUAAACUACAACAUGAAUUUGUUAAGGUGCAACAUUCAGCCAUGAGAGUAAAGGUUAGUGCUGUUGCUGCAUCCUGAUAAUUCCAGAAAAAGAUUAUGUUUGUUGAUGUUUACUAAAAUCUGGAGAUGAAAAAAACAGUAAACCAAUGUAGAUGUAACUCCAUUAAGUUUUGUCCCCCUCAGUGUAAAAGCAUCCAGGGUUGGAGGUCAGUGACUCUGAUAGUUAGCAACGCAAACAGACUCAUAGAAAUGACCACUAGCCAUCAUUGCAGAGUUGUCCGUAUUCACCUCCAUUCUUUUGAGCGACAUCAACUCACCUUUGAAAUUGUGAGUUCUUCAUCUCUGUUGGACAUCUGCUCAAAAAUGCAACAAUUCCUGCCUUGAUUGGAAGCAUUUUUGACUCUGCGGGGGAACACCAAGACGUGUUCGUCUUGGCCUUCCUUACUCUGUCUCUCCUGAGGUCUUGUGUUGGUGUCUAGACUAACUGCCAUUUUGUAGAUAAUAGAACAUUCUGGGUUUGCUUUUGUUAUCGUUACGAAUCGGAGAUGAAUCUCCCUCCCUUUAUGGCAUCACUUUGGAUCGCACCAGAACAGGGAUGAGUUCGAGACAAGCUUUCUGUGUCUGUCCAUCUAAAGCACAACCAUUUGUCAUGAGAACAUUUUCCCAAGGAAAAUGUUCAGAAUCUCCCAGUUAGCCAUUAUUCCAGUCAAACUGUAUGUCCCUUUGUGAGAACUGCCUUUUCCCUUCUCCUUUAUGAAUAUACAGGAUGUGUGUCUUUAAGCUGUUUCAGAGGGUGUUAUGCAUGUCACAAAGUAUGAACUGUAUGUAAACUUGAAAAUCCAGACUAUAACAUGUAAACAGAGUUUUACUACAUUUGCUCAUAUAUUGUUCUCUAUCAAAUUUCUGUAGUAUCUUGACAGGACACUAGUUCUAUAUUUCUUGGUACCUUUAACAGUCCUUCCCAGGUGUUUUAGAGCACACUGCACGAAACGAUGCAAAACUUGAAAUGUCUGAAAGAAGAUCAUGAUCGAUGUAGAGAAGUUAGCUAAUCGCAGUCACGUUUAAGUUUUCACUGAGAACUCAAAAUUUUAACAGUUGUGAGUCAUCUUUGCAACUGAAACCUGGCAAAUGGUUGUUUAUUUAUUAAGUCUGUAAUCAUUCCAUAAAUGCACCUUUAUUUUUUACAAUGAUAGGGGUGGGGCGGUUUGGAAAAUCCAUGGUUCAGUCAGGUUAGCGCACCAUGAAUACCAGCCUACAGAAAAAUCAUCUUUAAACCUUUUGUAGAUGUUCAGCACACCAAACUUCAAUUUAUUGAAACUGACUUUCUAUGUUUGGUGAAUUCACCAACUCCCUCACAAUUCCUUAUAUUAGCUGAUUUCUUGCUGCCUCAUUCUUUUUUUUGUGUGUUAGUAAAUAUUCAGUGGUUGCAUAGAUGAGCUAACAGGUGGGCUGUGCAGCUGCUAGCAUUAGCAACAUGUGUUGCUAAGUGUUUCACUCUGGUCUCAGUUUUAUUCACUUUAAACACUUGCUCAAUAGUUAUGGAAAAACUAAAAAACAUUGUAGCUGGUUUCUCCUUUCAGUUUGAUCAAUACGCUUUACAUACUGUGCAUCAAUUUAUCAUGAGUAGCUACCAUUAGCAUGUGAUACAGUAGCUGAAAUGGGAGACCCAAUCAUCUAAAUCCUCUCAUUUAACCAAACAAUAUUUCUGCUGGUACUCUCAGUAUGACUGCUGGUUUCUACAACUUCAAGAUGUUGAUGCUCCAGGACUUUUAGUUGUUAAUGACUCACAAGUCCUGAACCGAAACAUUUUUGCAGUUUACCUUCAUCCCAAUUAACCGAUAUAGGAUAACAAGCUUUAUUUGCCUUUUAUGAAUUAAAUAUAUUAAAUUCAACACCAUCAGGGCUACACCUUUAACCUGAUUAUUGUUAGAACACAGAACUGAUUGGGACAUUAAUUUAACAUGCAGGAUAAUUAAGUCUUUUCCUGGACUUUAGCAUAUGAUAGGAGCAAGACAUAAAAGCACACUUAUCAGAAAGAGAUCACUAACAAUUAUCAUAUAUUCCAUACAGGUCACAUGCAUUCCCACUUAUAUUCACAGCUGCUUUCCAGAAUUUGGAAAAUUAAUCAUGUCAGACCAGUUUUUCUUGUCCAAACUGCCAUUUUGUAGGAUAGGAGCCAUAUGUAGUUUCAAUUGAAUAUAUAGCCAAACCACUGCACUAAGAGUGCAUUGUGCACAAUUCUGAGAGCCUUGUGUUGUUUGACACUCAUCCUGAUGCGCAUUAGGCUGGACAAGUAAUGAAGAACCAGGGGAACAUUUAAUGAAAGCACAACCUUAAUCGACCAAAUGAUGAUGUUGUGAACAUGCUGUAGGUUUACACAGUUCUGCAAAAAGAAAACGACCCCUCGUUUAUUUGCAUUUACUUUAUGCUGAUCUAGAUUUAUCACCUGAUCCAUCAUCUAUUUGUGUGCCAUGAGUACCACCUCUCAUGAAUUAUUGCCAAAUAUUUUCUGUGGCCUGAGUUUACACAUUAUGACAAGAGAUCUGCUAUACAUAUAAAUAUAUGUAAAUAAAAUAAACUAUAAUAGCACUAGUAGGAUUUUUAAAUGAUUUCCCCCCAUGGUCUUUACAAUACUAAAGUCAUUUUUUCCUGUUUGUUCAUGUAGAGCAGAAACACUUUUAUUUUCUCUCUGAAACUGAUUCAAAACACCAAGUUUGACAGUUCAGGUGCCCUAGAAAAAAACAAAUCUCUUUGACUCGCAAAAAACUUCAGAAGCCAAAAUAAUUAGCAGACUACAUUGCAAAAUGUCCAUCACAGCCUCUCAGAAGCACACUGAUAAACCCUGAAAAACAGAAACUGCACAUGUAAGAAAUAAAUUCUCUGCAGACCAGCCCAUGUCACACAUCAAGAUUCCUCUGUUUUAGCAGAGAGUGCUGUUAAAAUGCUAACACGCUUCUCUCAUACAUAUCUAAGCCUAUGUUACAGGGUGUUUUUGUAUAAUUAACUUGUUGCCUAGGCAACAGUCAGUUGUGAGUGCAAAAAGUUAACAAAGCAAUAAGUGUUUGGGUGUUUGUCUCUUACAAAGUUGUUGGCAGUUGAAGCACAUUACUACAUGCUGGCCUUUUUCCACUGAAGGGAUUGUUUAGCGUAUUUGAAUUGUGGCUGUGUGGAGUAGUGUUGAGCUGUUGGCGUCUUACCUGCAGUAGACAGCUGCUCUGAGCAGGGAAGAUUAAAAGAGAAUUCACACCUAAAAUAUAAAAUAAUUCUAAACUUUUCUAAAAGUUUGGCUUGUUUAAGAUGGAGACAAUUCACUCCUUAACAUGUCUGUUCCUUAAAGUUUUAACUCCACCUCUCAAUGAGAUUUUCUUUUUCAAUCAUCAAUCUGAAAAUCGCCCUGACUGCUGUGUUUUUCACUGACUGCUCAGAACUACUCCGCACAACAUUACAUCAAAAAUAAACUCUCCCACUAAUGAAGACAUGGAAUAAAAAAGUUAACAUUUGUGUGUGACUCUCUAAAACCACUCUUGGUCUUGAGGCUUCUGUCGAUACAAGUGCAUCACCAUAAAUUAAACGUAACAAAGAAUUAUCACCUUUGUCACUGUACCGUGCUGUAGAAAAUGUAGUUGAUUGUUUGUAAGUAUAGAAACUGUGGAAUCAAAUAUAAAAAAGUGAUAAAAAAAAAGUGUAAAUGAACAAUGCUGUAUGUUGUCUUUUGAUUUUAUGUAUUUUGUAAAUGAGAAUGAGAUAAUACAGUAAAAUCAUCAAUGUCAAACACCAGUUAUGGAUCAUAGUUAGAUUAAAAGUGCAGAUGCAGUUUUGUUUAGAGGUGUGUGAGAUUCCUCCAUGUUGAUUUUUGAUCAGGAUCGCACUUUGAUGUGAUCCUUUGGAACUAUAACAAAACGUUAUGAAAAUAAUGAACAAUAAACACGUGGAAAAGAU
Poecilia latipinna (sailfin molly) is the source of this 4546-nucleotide messenger RNA. RefSeq names its product synaptic vesicle glycoprotein 2A-like. Lineage: Eukaryota; Metazoa; Chordata; Actinopteri; Cyprinodontiformes; Poeciliidae. Gene Ontology annotation, cellular component: synaptic vesicle membrane; neuron projection. The coding region runs from base 24 to 482 and encodes 152 amino acids. The transcript is spliced from 2 exons. The record is from RefSeq and is a predicted model, not a curated record.